AUGCAUGCGGUCGCUGACCCGACCGACGCUUACACGGUGCAGAUCGCAAUUUCGAGCAGUCAGCUGGCAGUAGCCGGUCAGUGCGAGUGCGGGUGGGAUCAUGUGAGCAGGAUGACGUCAUCAGCAGCCUCCAUGGCCGCCCUGACUGUAUUCACACUCUGGAUGUUCUACUCAACUGUCUCGGCUGUUUACCAAGAUGCGAGGUUCCCAGCCCAGCUGAGGACAGCGUUAAACACGGAACCAUGUCGGCUAGGCGGAGAUAGGACAGUAGCUCACGGCCAACAGAUUGAGAGAGACGACCCCUGUGAGUUUUGUAUUUGCAUAGACAGUAAAGUUUUCUGCUGGUGGGGUCAACAACAUUGCACCAGCAACACCACUUCAGACAACUCUACAGACUCCAGCCUGACCAGUUGGAGCGAGACAUCUGAGAGUCCAGACGUUACCAACACGACUGACACUGUUUCCUCCACCACGACGGCUACCUCCUGUAUCGUAAUGGGACGGCAGUACUCUCUGGGUGCGGUGCUCCCUAGGGACACAGGGACUUGCCUGGAGUGUGUCUGCGGCAAAGGAGGCCGGGUCACGUGCAGCCCCAAGGACUGUAUCCGGCCCAAUGACGAAUUCCACAACUCAGACCCCGGCAACUCCCUUGAUAUGUUUGACGUCGAUGUCUUCUAAUCCUUGCUGCCUCCGCCGUAGACAAUCCUUAAUAGCUCAAGAUUUUCCACCACUUAAGUUUACACUUUGAUUAAUUGAACCCCACGCGAACAUUUAUCUCUUUUUAUAUGUUGUUUACACUUAAGUUUUUUUUACUCGCUGAUGGUGGCCCUAUUCGGAAAGCUUGAUGUAGCAAACAGAAUUGUUAAUUACUAUAGCAUUUCUAAAACAAUUUCCUUUGUUAAACUACAAUUAAUUCUCUAAACAUAUUAAGUCAGUUUUAGAAAUAUACCAAUGACUAUUUUAGGUUAAGAGUGUUACGCAACAUUAAAUAAUACGAAUUGAAACAACAGGUCUUCCAAACAAUCUUAAAUAUAAAAUUUGGGCUUCACGCUGAUUGCUAUUAUAACAUUAUGUAAUGCUACAAUCAGACGAAAUGAUAAAUUUUAUAUCAGGUACAAAAUAAUGGGUAAAAAUGUAUACCCUAUUGUAAAAAUCUGAAGGGCGUUUCUUCACUGUAUUCUAUUUAUUUUCAUCACCAAGAUCCAAAAUCGAUUGCACGUUAUCAACUGUGGUGCAUAGUUUUACGUCAAUAUCUCAAAACUUAGACAUAGCUAAAAGUUGAAAUAAAAAUGACGUAACUUGAAAAAUGUUCCAAUUUGUAUUGAAAUUGUGUUAUUGUCAAAUUAUCAUCGUUAGUGAAUAUUAAAGAGUAAAAGAUUAUAUUUCACAAAAUAUAGGCAAUAAAGCAAAUACAUUUAGUAAUACCUGAAUAUGGCACAAUUCUAGGCUGUACACGUGUACCAGUGGUGCAGUCCUGACAACAGAUGCGGGAGUGUAUAGUACUCUCACAUGCACACUCACGGUGCAAGCGGAGGUCUAGAAAGCUAUCAUUAUAUCGAGCCUGGGAAACGUGAAAGUACACUAUUGAUAAAUUGUUAAUAAUUUCCCAUAGUUAUUAUGAGAUUUUCGAGUAUUUAUUGCUCUUAAUAUUGUCUUAAAGGUAUGCAUUCUGUGUCAAGUCAAAUAUUAAAAUUUAAAGUAAAAAUAAUUAAUUGGACUGUGGCAUAAAUUUGGAAGCAAAACAGAAACUCUCCUUUCAAAUUUAAUAAAUGUUCGAAUGUUUAAAUUAUACAUACAUUAGUGAACACAUCCUUAAUACUGUUCCUAAAUAUAGCCUUUGAGCGUAAAGUUAAUAGGUGAAUUUUUUCAUAAUUUCGACGCGUAGGAUCCCUAAAAAGUAUGCUACUUAUAAUCGUAAAAACAUUUAUUACCAAAUAAUAAAAAUUAAGCAAACAAUAAAUUUGUCAAGAGACUAUAAAAGGACAUCGUAGUAUAUAUAAGCAUAAAUAGCAAACAGCAAGAAGCCACAAUAACUGUAAAUAUAAAUGGUAUAUAAUUGACGCACAGUCAAAAACAAUAGUUUGUAAUAAUUUUUUCUGAACUAAUACUAAUUUGUCAUAUGGUUACUAUUAAGUUGUCUGUAGCAUAUUAUACCUCCAGACUAAGAUUAUAAACAAGAUAAAUGACGCCACCUUUUCCUUGUCAUCCCAAGUACUAUGUAUUUACAUAUACCCUAAGUGGAACAUAGCGGCCUAUAUAACAAUACACGACCGGUCCCAUUACUCUAUGAUGAAGUAUAUAGAGGAAAUUCUCCGUAAGUCUUUGUCUUUUGUCUUGUACAUAACCAAUUUACUAUUGUCUAUCUUCUUGGUGUCCUGUAUCGUUUUAAGUAUAUCCAAGUGAGUGUAAAUAUUAACCUAUUCAGUGUGGAAUCCUUUAAUAAUCCACAAUUAAGUGAGAUCCAAGAAAUCAAAAACAAAUUUGAAUAUGUUAUAUGAAAAUAGUGAAUAUUAUUGGACUGUGUGUGUUUGCCUUUGUAUUUUUCAAAUAUUCCCUUAGUAAACUGAAAGUAGAUACAGGUAUAUUAAUAAACGAAUUUUAAUUUAGUUGAAUUAAAAAUUUGUUCCGAGUAAAAUACUAAUUAUAAAUAAUAAAUAAUAUUUUAUACUAUGUAUGUUAUAUUUUCAAAAUUGAUUAUUUAAAAAUUAAAGUCGAAGAUCUCUUUUAUAAAUAAUUAUUUCGAUUUUUUUGUAAUAAUUAUUAACGUAUACUUUAUCAAUUUCAAAAAAGAAUCAUGUAACACGUUAUACCGAAUUUAAAUUAUAAGAGAUGUAGUUGCAUUAAAUAAAAAUUUAACAUAUGAUUACUUAAAUAAUAAUCGGUAAUUUGUUUUCUCAAUUAAAUCCAGAGUAUAAAAUUGUACCAAAGUACAUCCACAGAAGGGACCCUUUUGUGUCUAUACGUGCCCCAACAUAUCUAGUGUAUCAGAUAUACAUUGUGAUAUACAUUAGAUGUAGUUUAGCUGUGAACCAAUCAUGUUGUGUGUGCUGGUCGACAUUGUAUUGGUCUCGUACCAAUUUCUAAAAACUAAAACUCUGCAAAUGAUGAAUUGGCUGUAAAAUAAUGUAUCGUAUUAAAUGGUGACGAUGAUGUAUUCUACUGAAAAAAGGUAAAUACUAGUGUAAUAGAUUAAUGCAAAUUAAUGAAUUUUGUAUAUGUUGGCUUCGGCAUGUGCAGCAUUGUUGGCGGUAGACGUUUUUAUAUUAGCAAUUACAAAAUAAAAUGUAAUUUAUAUAUUUAAUAUUUUGAACUAUUAGCAAUACCUAGAUUUAAAGCAUUUACUUUUUACUGAACGAUAAAAACGGUAGAGAAAUACAUAAGGAUUUGAGUAAAUUUUAAUUGUAGUUAAGUUUUGAUGUAGUUUUUUUGUUAAAAAUUAUUUUUGUAACUUUUUAAAAUUAAUACCUUUAUAAUUAUGUUUAUUUAGUUUUCAAUAAAAAGAAAUUUUAUUUUAAUAAAUAUAAACUUAAUUGUGCCUAUCAUCAGUUUAUUAAAUGAAACAAUUAAUGUCCUAAAAUUACACCAAUAAAAAAGCAGAUACAACAUUAGUUGUGUUAUUCUAGUAUAUAUGUAUUGUGCAACGUUAAAACUUGACAGAAAACCUCAUUGAAACACAAUACAUUAAAAAUAUAACUGUAUACAUAAACCACCUAUUGCAUUUCGAGUAUAUUCUUUUUUAGUAUAAACAAGAAUAAAAAAUGUAAGUUAUGGCUUUUUAUUAUAUAUUAUUCGAGAAAACAUGUAACUAAUUUUCGCCUAUAUAUUCAAAGUGUAUUACUGAAAUGAGAAAUAAUAGUGGUCCCAAAUGUCUUUCUUAAUACAACACGAUAAUAAAUCUAGUGGUAUUAGACAUAGAAUAAUUGGAAUAGAUGGUAUAAAGUCGAUUUUCAUAAAUGUAAAGAUUACAAUAUUACACUUGUAUUACAGUUUCACAGCAUGAUAAUACACUGGACUUUCAUAUUCAUACUUAUUAGUUUAAGAGGUAUUUAAUUGGCCAUAGGAAGCAGUAUUCUUUUAAAGGAGGUUUUUAAGUCAGUUGGAAUGUUUCGGUAUUUUGUAACAAGUUUAGUAUAGAUUGUACAGUUCAGUAAACCAUGUACGAUUAAUGUAAGAGGUUAUGUUGUUUAUUACCUAUAAUACAGUUAUAAUUUACAA
Messenger RNA from Homalodisca vitripennis (glassy-winged sharpshooter), 4215 nucleotides. RefSeq lists its product as uncharacterized. The transcript is spliced from 6 exons. The record is from RefSeq and is a predicted model, not a curated record. Lineage: Eukaryota; Metazoa; Arthropoda; Insecta; Hemiptera; Cicadellidae. Bases 1 to 678 code for a protein of 225 amino acids.